This is a messenger RNA of Nannospalax galili (Upper Galilee mountains blind mole rat), 6430 nucleotides long. It is a transcript of the gene Rassf9, whose product is annotated as Ras association domain family member 9. The transcript has 2 exons. Gene Ontology annotation, biological process: signal transduction. Bases 238 to 1539 code for a protein of 433 amino acids. The record is from RefSeq and is a predicted model, not a curated record. Lineage: Eukaryota; Metazoa; Chordata; Mammalia; Rodentia; Spalacidae.
CAAAGGUGCCAGCAGCAGCCACAACAAUCCCUCAGUUCAAAGUUAAGCAGCAGUUGCACAACUUCCAGCAACUCUCUCAGACGAGUUCUAAUGAGCUGAAACCCAGGAACAUCUGAGGAGGUGAAAAGGAAGUUUCCAGCUCUCCUCCCUUCACCGGAGAAACGCAGACACUCCACCCCGGCCCCAGAUUUCUUUGAGAUAAGGGCUGUGUUAUUUACUAACUGGACAGACCAUACCAUGGCUCCGUUUGGAAGAAACUUGCUGAAGACGCGACAUAAAAGCAGAUCUCCAACUAAAGACAUGGAUUCAGAAGGGAAGGAAAUUGUGGUUUGGGUUUGCCAGGAGGAGAAAAUUGUUUGUGGCUUAACCAAACGUACCACCUCCGCCGAUGUCAUCCAGGCCUUACUGGAGGAACAUGAGGCUACAUUUGGGGAGAAACGCUUUCUCCUGGGCAAGGCCAAUGACUACUGCAUCAUUGAGAAGUGGAGAGGCUCAGAGCGCGCUCUUCCUCCACUAACCAGGAUCCUGAAGCUGUGGAAGGCGUGGGGAGAUGAACAGCCCAAUAUGCAGUUUGUUUUGGUUAAAGCAGAUGCUUUUCUUCCAACGCCCUUGUGGCGGACAGCUGAAACCAAGCUUGUGCAAAAUACUGAAAAACCUUGGGAGCUGAGCCCAGCGAAUUACAUGAAGACGUUACCACCAGAUAAACAAAAGCGAAUCGUCAGGAAAACCUUCCGGAAACUGGCUAAAAUUAAACAGGACACGGUUUCUCAGGAUCGAGACAAUAUGGAGACAUUAGUUCAUCUGAUUAUUUCUCAGGACCAUACUAUUCAUCAGCAAGUUCAAAGAAUGAAAGAGUUGGACCUGGAAAUUGAAAAAUGUGAAGCUAAGUUCCACCUUGAUCGAGUAGAGAACGACGGGGAAAAUUAUGUUCAGGAUGCCUAUUUAGUCGCCACUUUCAGUGAAAUUGAGCAAAAGCUAGACUUUCCGUCUGAGGAAAUCCAGAGUCCUGAGGACCUGAGCGAGAGUGAUGGAAUACUGCAGCUGGAAGAAAGACUGAAGUACUACAGGAAACUCAUAGAAAAGCUCUCGGCUGAAAUUGAGAGAGAGGUGAAGAGCGUGAGUCUUGAAGUAAGUGGAGACGCAGAGGGGGCAGCUGUCUGUGAGCUGGAAAGCUCAGAUGUAGAAAGCGUUAAGUGUGAUUUGGAGGAGAGUAUGAAAGCUGGUUUGAAAAUCCACUCUCACUUGAGUGGCAUCCAGAAAGAGAUUAAAUACAGUGACUCAUUACUUCAGAUGAAAGCAAAAGAAUAUGAACUGCUGGCCAAGGAGCUCAGUUCACGGUGCAUUAACAGCAAAGAUGGAUGCCAGUUAAAAGAAAACCGAGGGAAGGAAGCUGAGAAUCCCAGUGGGGAGGUCCCUGCGUUCACUCAAAGGGCGUUCAACACAUACACUAAUGACACAGAUUCAGACACAGGUAUCAGCUCCAACCACAGCCAGGACUCUGAAACAGCACUGGGAGAUGUGUUGCUUUUGUCAACUUAACCCAGGAGGCUUCUUACCGACCACUAAGACUGUUCUGUGUAAUUUAACAAGAAGUUAUUCCAAAUUCAACUUUGUUACAAUGUAUCACAUGCUAAAGUAUUCACUAAUUAAUGAAAACUAGUGAAAUGUAGUGAAAUAUUGCUUGUUUUCAGUAUACUAUUUCCAAUGUGACUUUGUUAAAUGUUCAGGCAAUGAACUGUGCAUUAGGAAUGCAGCAAAAUUAGCUCAUAGUUACAUAACACAGAAAGAACUUGACUGGGAAUCAUUUGAUAAUCACCCAUAGCUUCUAUGAGAAAUGAUUUAUAUAACCCUAAAACAAUCUUCAGUUUUGCUCAGCCAAAAUAUUCAUUCUGCAAACUUGAAGAUGUAAAAUGAAAAUGUGUGUGUCUUCUUCAUAGCAUUGUAACAUUAAAAUGUUUAAAUCUGUAAAGUACAGGACAGCUACUAUGCUAUAACUGUUUAAUUAAUCCAAAUCUUUUUUUUCAAUACUUAGAUUAAAAAAGGAAGACUUCUACCUGUUUAAGUCUAAAGGACAAAAAACUGUUGGAACGUGUGUAAUUCUUGACAGGGGAUCACAAUAAUUACAAGUGCUACAUGCAAUCAGCAAAAUGUUUCCAAGCAAGUCUAAAGGGAUCAAAAGCUUUUGCUAUAUGGUCAUAGAUUUGAUCACACCAGUGUUGUGUGGAGGUCAUUCUUCUGGGAGGUAUAGCAUUAGAUACAGAAGAAAUCUAUCAUAAUUUUAUUAACAUCCUAGAAGUGGUAAAAUUCAUGAUUCCUUGUGUGGAUAAUAUAGUGUCCUAUGCUCUCAGGACAUACUGAUUAGCACUCACAUGGGCAAAAUGAGUGUUCUGCUGUACCAAAAGCCUAGCUAUCAUAGUUCUUUAGCUGAGAUGCUUAAAACAGCCAAGGAGUUUAAACAGCACCAUUCAAGGCAUUCCAGUAGAAACUCAAAACUUAAGUGGAUUAUUUGGGUUCAAACUUCACUGAAAAUUAUAAUGAUUUUGCUUGGUUUUAAAAUCGUCAUUUCUUCUUAGUCCUGCCCAUUUUUCUUGUUAGCCAGUGUCUCCUUCUCAUUGCCCUCCUCUUUCUCCCUUCCUGCAAGACAAGAUGUCAGGAUACCAAAACAACUAAGUUAUCAUUUUAUUGUUUGCUGAAUGUUGCUGCAGCUUUUUUUUUUCUUAAGUUGCCACAUUUCAUCCAUGUCAGGAUACAGAAGUAAAAAUGGUAUUUUAUGGAUCAAAUUAUGCAAACAUUGACCACUUUUCCCAGUUUGCUUCUCUGUUAUGCAUAUGUAUGAGAAUUGUAGUGAUUUUCUCUUUUAAAAUUUGGAAAUAUCUAAAAUUUACCUUUUUGAUUACUCAGUUUCCUUAAUUUAGCCUUCCUGUUUGUUCAUUCUUACUCCCUCCCAUUAGUUCCUUCACCUAUUUUUGGUUGAUAUUUUGAAUUACCAGUGUUUUACUUCUGGGAAGAAUCUAUGUUAUUUCUUGAAUCAAGACAUUUGCAGGCCAUAGUUGUAAAACAGGAAUUUCCAUUCCAAAAAAAAAAAAUUAUAGGGAAAAGCAAUAAGUAAUCAGGUUAACAUAAAUCACAUUUUCUAAAGAAAGUUUUGAAUAGUCAUUUGUGCAGGGGAAGUUCAUCUGACUAACAGCCUAUUAGAUUUUUGAAGACCUUGAUAAAUGGUCAUAUUUAUUUUUACUGCUAGGGAUUAAAUUCAGAAGAUUUUCAUAAAUGAUAAGUCAGUCGUUAUCUUGUUUUCCUAAAGUGAAAGCCAUCUCUUUGGAUUAUUUGCAUAUUUAGUGAGAAAACAAAAAAAAUCUUGCUAAUCUCAGUAUCCAAAUAGACAAAAUAUCCGAAUCCAAAAACAAUUGUGAUAAGAAAUGUGAAAUGGAGAGUUUCCCUUUAGAACUUUAACUUCUUUAUACAUGAUUACUUACAGUGAUGCUAAAGGGCAAUGCUAUAAUGUUUUAAACUUUUGUUGGGAAGCAGGACCAUUGAUUUUUAAAUUCCUUGUAGAAUUUACAUUUCAUCUGCAACUAUAAAAAUGAAUUUCUGAUCGUGAUCAUUUCAUUAAAUCACAUAGUGAAUAGUUGCCAUGGUGAACCCUAAUAUAAUUACAUAUAUUUAUACAAUUGGAAAUAAUAAAUGAUCUGCUGACUGAAUACUAUCCAUUAUUAAUUUGAGAAUUAAGAUUUAAAAUACAAGCCUUGAAAUUUUAUUGUUUUAAUUACUUAUAGUAACUUGAUAAGUUGCAAAUUCUUUAGUAGCUGGAAGGUUAACUAUGAAAUGGCCCAUAUGUUACUAGAAGAAACAAGCCAGAGCUGACUCCACUUAUUUCUCAAGACAAGCAUUCAUUGUUUAUUCUUAUCUUCAAGGUACCUCCACUGAAAUGUUACCUACUUUCAGUGGGCUUUUUAAAUUGCUGUUUUCUUUCACAUAUUUUUGCCCCACUUAAUCAAUUCUAAUAUCUUAUCCCUGAACUCACAAAUAUUUUAGAUACACUUCUCACUUCCUAGCUGAUAGUCUAUCUUCAACAGUGUAUAUUUUUGGACUUGUCUACCUCCAUUUAACCUGUAGAGUCUUAAUUUAUUAUUUUAUCAUAUCUUUCUUACUUUAUUUCUUAUUACCAGCUUCUUUGUCCCACAUUCAAUUUGUGAAUUGAAUCAUUAAAUUUAAAAUGCUUUAAUUUUUCACAAGAUUUUUAACAUGGUCAAUGAUACUUGUGCACUUUGUAUGUGAACAUACCUGUUAAUAGGCAUCACUAUCAACAACAAUUCUAUUUGUACAUUUCUAGGAGUAAGUAGUAAAUCUUCAUGUUGCUAUCAAUGUUAUUAAUGUUCGAUGAUUUUCAUUGACAUGAAGAAUCAUACAAUAUUAGGGAUCCUAUGUGAUAAAAUUAGGGAUACUGUGUAAUAUUUCAGCAUACACACACACACAAUGUGUAAUGUUCAGGUGAGAGUAAGCAUUAAUUUUAUUCAAUUCAUAGUUACUGAGUUAAAACAACUUAAAUAACACCUUUUAAUUCACUUUAAUGAGACUAUUAUAAAUUUCUCAGUAUUGUGAAUAUAGAAGAAAAAUAUGUUUCAUACAGUUAAGUUUGAAGUGGUAGACACACAAAAGAACUUCUAAACAUCGGAAUGAAAUCUGUGUAUCAUAGUUAUUCUUAAUUUUAAAAUUACUGAUCCUCCAUUAACAGAGAGAAGCUAUUCUAAUCCAUUGAAUUUUUAUUUUUGUAUUUAUUUAAAUGUCCACUGAACAUGACAAAAUAUAUUUCUGUGGCUGCAUUUUAUACUUUUUCAGAGUAGAAUUAUUAUUGUAUUCAAAACAUAUUUUUCUAGUGACAAAGGAGCAUCCUUUUAAUCUUGAGAUAGUUUUCUAAAAUAAUAGUGGGCUACUUUGUUUCAUACUGCCUGACUGGUUUGUUAAACUUUAUGUGACAAAUGUAAAGUAUCACCUCUUCAAGUUUAUAACUGAUUCAGAAAAAUAAAAGAUUAUUGUACCCUAUCCUGUGGUAUUUUUUCUCUUGGUAUCUUAUGUGGCUAUAAUUACAACAAAUUGUAUGUCAGUUUCUAUUAUAUAAUUGCUAAGCUAAAUCACAAUAUUUAUUUUAAGACAGAUUAGUAUUUCAUAACAAUACAAAUAUGUAGCAAUUAAGAUCUAACAAGACUUUUUAAUUACGUUUUGUACAUACAUGUUCCAAUUUGUUAUGGAAACAUAUUCCAGCCUGUAUGCUGAUUCAUGGAUUCUUGCUUAUUAGAAUGAAAUUACAAAUGGAUUCUCCUUAUUAGAAUUCAUUCUGUCAUUUCAUUUCUCAAGAUGAGCCUUUGUUUGCUUUAAGUAAUCAUUAGAAUCAGGACUUUCAUUACCUCAUUCCAUAGUCAUCAUGAAAUGACUUUAUUAAAUGAUUAUAUAAUGUCUAUCAAAACACAUAAAACUAGGUUUAUAUUAUUUUGUUUACCAAUAUAUCUCAAUAGAGAUAGGAAGAACUUGUGUUGUAAUCAACUGUUGGACUUCAAAAUUGUAAUCUUUAAAUUUCCACAAUUGAUAAGCCUGAAAAUCUCAAUGAUUAUCUCCAGAAUUCAAAUAAAAGCAAUUCUCUUGUUUUUCUUAUGUAAUCAUAAAAAGUUGCUUUUAUAGGAGUCUAUUAAGAUGCUGCAUUUCAUAGACAUAAUAUAGUUGAAUAUUUACUUUUUGGUAAAACAGACACAUUGCAAAGACAAAUUAUUUUUAAAAAUGAAUGUUGAGAAAUGAAAAUUCUUUUCUACUCUUGGGACUCAGCUAAAUCUGACAUUUAAGAUUUUAAUUACUAUUUAUGAAUUGUUCUAAAGAAAACAUAUGCUUAUUCAGGUCAACAGUUAGUUACAUAUACAGACUAUAAUUUUUCCAAAGCAAAUGGUUUGGUCCUUUACCUUUAUACCCACACUUUUGUCAUUCUAAAACAUAACGACUCUGGAGAGGGUCCCACACUGUUCAUGUGGAGAGCCCUCAUCUUACUGUGUCCCUGUCUUACUGUAGCAUGGAAUUACACAAUCAAUACCAUAGCACUGGCAAUACUAUAGCGCAUCAAUGCCAUAAUCAGUUUAUCUAUUUUUCUCCUGAUAUUGUUUGGUGGUUUCCAAUUAUUUACUCUACUAUUACAAUACCCAUCUAAAGAAUUUCUGUGUGGAUAGUUACAGAAAUAUUGACUCACAGGGUGACAAAUGCACUUACAAUUUUGGGAACCAUCAAUGGUCUACAUAUAUUGAAAUUAAUCCUUUAUGAUUUGAUUUUCAGAUGUAAUCUUUAGAUAUAAUGUUUACUUUUUUAUUUGUAAAUUUUCAAAUGCAAAACAAAUUGUAGUUAUAAGUUGAGUUUGUGAGUUAAUAACUCAAGUGUUUUUUGUUUAUUCUUUAAA